AUGGCUGCCGAGAGUAGCCAGGCCAACAGUGCGGGCCCGGUCUCUUACACGUUCCUGAGAGUUCUGGGCAGUGGAGCCUUUGGCGAGGCCGUCUUGUAUCAGAAAACCGAGGACAACAGUUUAGUGGUCUGGAAGGAGGUCAACCUGGCAAGAGUUAAUGAGAAGCAGCAGCGGGAUUCUCAGAGUGAGAUUGAUAUUCUGUCGCUGCUCAACCAUGCCAACAUCAUCAGCUACUACAACCACUUCAUCGAUGAAAACACACUCUUUAUUGAAAUGGAAUAUGCCAAUGGUGGGACUCUGCAUGAGAAAAUAUCUUCCAGUACAGAACUGUGGCUAGAAAAGGAUGUCCUGUGGUACCUGCACCAGCUGACCUCUGCCCUGGCUUACAUACAUGAUUUUGGAAUUAUACACAGAGAUAUCAAGACAUUGAACAUCUUCCUGACUAAAGCUGGUCUCGUCAAACUUGGUGAUUUUGGAAUCUCCAGAUUUUUAGAAUCUGAAAGUCAAAUGGCUGAAACGCUUGUAGGGACACCUUACUACAUGUCACCAGAGAUCAUGAAAGGUGAAAAGUACAAUUACAAGAGUGAUAUUUGGGCUCUGGGCUGUGUGCUUUAUGAAAUGCUCACUUUGGAGAAAACAUUCCAAGCAACUAACCCGCUUAAGCUGGCCAUGCAGAUUGUAAAGACAGAUCACUCUGAUGUUGCCGUGGGUUACAGUUGUGGAGUGCACUCCCUUGUUGAUCAGAUGCUUAGAAAGAAGCCAGAAGAGCGCCCCACAGCUGAAGAUAUCCUGGCAUCACCUCUGUUGCAACUGAACUCUGUGACCAAGAGGUCAAGAACGUCUGCUGCUUCAACUUCCAGUGUUGUGUCUGUGAUUACUUCUAAAAUGUGUGAGAUGUACCAGUGGGGAGGGGGUAAGCUGACACCCCAGAAACUGGAGAUGUUUACUCGAGAGAAGAGUCCCAUGCAGGUUGCUGUAGGACACAGCCAUUUUGCUGUUAUCUCUCUUGAAAAAGAGCUCUACACAUGGGCGAACCUCCAAGGUGGUGUCUCCAUGGUGGGCCAGCUGGGGCAUGGGGACAAUACAUCCUGCAAGACUCCCAAACUUGUGGAAUCCUUCGUGGGGGUGGCAGUUCAACAAGUAGCUUGUGGGGAAGAUUUUACUCUCUGUGUUUCUGAUAGUGGUGCCCUUUAUGCCUUCGGCUCCAACUACUACGGCUGCUUGGGCUGUGAAGUUGAAGAAGAUGAGGUUCUGUUUCCAGUUCGAAUUGAUUUCUUCCUAGAUCUUCCAGUUCAAGAAAUAGCAUGUGGAGAUGCUCAUGUAGUAGUUCUGACCAGAUCAGGACAUGUUUACACUUGGGGGUCUGGAGAGUUUGGUAAUAAUCUAUUGUUU
Molecule: messenger RNA, 1392 nt
Organism: Candidula unifasciata
Lineage: Eukaryota; Metazoa; Mollusca; Gastropoda; Stylommatophora; Geomitridae
Source: the annotation of a GenBank genome assembly